This is a messenger RNA of Hyaloperonospora brassicae, 945 nucleotides long. NCBI's taxonomy places the organism in Eukaryota, Oomycota, Peronosporomycetes, Peronosporales, Peronosporaceae. The record is from the annotation of a GenBank genome assembly.
AUGACGAGGGCAAAGCUAAGCGGACGGCAGAUCAUGCAGCUGUUCUAUACAGAAGUACAUCGGUCUCAAUCGGUUCGUAGCAAUGCCAACGAUGCGGAAGUAUCGACAGUCUUCCAGUGCAAGUGCGGCAAGAUGCGGUCCCAGAAACUCAAGCACGGAUACACGAAUCUGGUGCAGCACGUGCUGAUGAAGCACGCGGAUUGGGUAACAGCUGCCGUACGAGACGUUUGUCCAAGCCCUGUGCCUGCACCUGAGAGCAGUGCCAAGUCGCCUAGCAGCGUGAAGAAAAAGUGUGCCCGAACACCGAGAGCUCCGACGGAGGACAAGACGACUUUGUGUGGCGACGAGGGGACGUUGUGCGAUGUGCCAUCGGGUGCAAAGCUAGACGACGUAGCGGUGAAAGAAACGGCAGUGGCGGUCCUGCAACCGUCAAUACCACUGCAAGUACAAAAGCGCUUGCACUACCUGUCGUGGGACGACUAUUUCAUGAGCGUUGCGUUUCUGAGUGCAAUGCGCUCGAAAGACCCGUCUACUCAGGUUGGGGCGUGCAUCGUGAAUCCCGAACGAAAGAUCGUUGGGAUCGGAUACAACGGAUUCCCAAACGGGUGUGGGGAUGACGAACUACCCUGGGCGCGUGAGAGUGAGACGAACUUACCACUUGAUACGAAAUACCCAUACGUUUGCCAUGCUGAAAUGAACGCCAUUUUGAACAAGAACUCUACAGACGUGAAAGGAUGCACGAUGUACGUGGCGCUUUUUCCUUGCAAUGAGUGCGCCAAGCUCAUCAUACAGAGUGGCAUCGCGCGCGUCGUAUACUGCUCCGAUAAGUACAAGCAGGAUUGGAAGUUCGUGGCUUCGCGCCGGCUCUUGGACAUGGCUGGUGUGCAGUACGUGCAGCAUCAGCUCCAGCAGUCCAGAGUCGUGAUUGACUUUUCGUUAGUUUGA